AUUUUGAUGCUGUCAAAAUAGAGUGAGGAUGGUGGAGAAGCUAGACAGUGUAUUGAUACAAUACAAAAUAUGGAAUUAUCAAUCGAAGGUGCAACAUUCGAAUCGGAAGCAUACAUCAAAAUAGAACAAACUUUCGCUGUAUAUUCGGAUGAAGAAUGUGAAAAUGAAUUUGCGGUUAAGAUCGAACGAUCGUCACCACUACCAUCAACAGACGAAACCGUGCAACUGGAACAAAAUGUAGUGUGGAUAAAAUCCGCAAUUCCAUCAAAUGAUUGUAUCAAGGCAGAACCGUUGGAUGACGUCACGCACACAAAAUCGGAAAUCGAGUCAAAUGUCGCAUCUGUCGAAGAAAAUCCAUUGGAUGCUGUCGAAUGUUUCGAGAAAAAUUGCUUGGACAAUGUGCAGUACAUGAGCACAGAAAUAUCGUACAGUAAUUUCGAUCGGUGUCAGCAGAAGGUACCACCGUCUAAAAAGGAAUUGUCCUGUGACUUGUGCGGAAAAGUUUGUUUUCGCAAAGACAACCUCGUAAGGCAUUUACAGACGCAUCGGCGCGACAAACAAUUCGGCUGCGAUGAAUGUGGACUCAAAUUCACACUCGUACAGUACCUACGGAGACAUCAACUUAACCACCGUGACGAAAAGCGAUUCUAUUGUGACGAUUGUGGACGGGGGUUCGUUAAACGAAACCAUUUGGAAACCCAUAAGCAAAGCCACAUUGGUCUUAAGCCAUUUGCCUGUGAUGAAUGCGGAUCAAAAUAUUCUCGGAAAGGUGCGCUCAAUGUGCACAAACUGUCGCACACAGACUUUGUUCGGGGAACGCCGUAUGUGUGUGACGUGUGUGAAAGGCGCUUUGCCCGGAAGCAAUAUCUGGAAAGACACAAACUUACCCACUCGGGAGAAAGACCGUUUUCGUGCGAAGAUUGUGGGAGACGAUUUUCACAGCCGGCACAUCUGAAAGAACAUCUGGUGUCGCACAUGUCAUCCGAAGAACGUGAAAAGAGAAUGUUGGCUUGUGACAAAUGUGACCGGAAGUUCUUACGCCCGUAUAAUUUGAAGAAACAUUCAAAGAUUUGCAAUAAAAGCAAAUAGAU
Messenger RNA from Bradysia coprophila, 1091 nucleotides. RefSeq lists its product as uncharacterized. Lineage: Eukaryota; Metazoa; Arthropoda; Insecta; Diptera; Sciaridae. Gene Ontology annotation, biological process: regulation of transcription by RNA polymerase II. The record is from RefSeq and is a predicted model, not a curated record. Gene Ontology annotation, molecular function: DNA-binding transcription factor activity, RNA polymerase II-specific; RNA polymerase II cis-regulatory region sequence-specific DNA binding.